Molecule: messenger RNA, 4721 nt
Organism: Silurus meridionalis
Lineage: Eukaryota; Metazoa; Chordata; Actinopteri; Siluriformes; Siluridae
Gene: amer1
Product: APC membrane recruitment protein 1
Exons: 2
Coding region: 438-3359 (973 amino acids)
Biological process (GO): regulation of canonical Wnt signaling pathway
Cellular component (GO): plasma membrane
Molecular function (GO): beta-catenin binding; phosphatidylinositol-4,5-bisphosphate binding
Source: RefSeq, a predicted model, not a curated record
UUUAUUGUUUGGGUUUCAUUAAACCUGCGCGUUUUAUUUCGCAAAACGAAACAAAGAAGGUUCUAGAAAUGUUCCGAGUCCAUGUGAGGGUUCGGGUGGACGAAGCUUUAGCAUGGUGGCUAACCGAGCCGAACCGUUAGCGAGGACUUUGUUGUUUUCGCACCCGUAUUUCGACAAGCCCCGCCCUCGACUGCCGAGAUUGAAUGCCUUUGUUUACCGCGCGCCUUUUAGACGCACGAGGUAGCCAAUCACAACGCAGGAGGCGGGUCAACGGGAACCAACAUGGCGGUGGUGGGAGGCGGGAUGGUGUAGGAAUACAGAUGUGACAUGGCAGAAGACGUGUUUGAUAGACAAUUUGUAGGCAUCCUUUCACCUGCACACAGGAGAGUCGUAUGUGUCAUGAUUAUACGACUUUAGCACAGAGUUUCUGAGUCACCAUGGAGACUCCAACGGGAAGUGGUGCACCUAGUGGUGGCCAGUCGUCAGACACCAUCUCCCCUGAACCUCAGUCGCCCCAGACGCCUCCAGCAGGGAAGCUAAGGAAGACAGCCUUUAGAUUUUUUGGCGGUCGAAAGAGCAUCUGUAUGCUGCCAAGCUUUUUCGUAGGUAGAGCCAAGAGUCAAGGACGGUGGCCUUCUAAAAUGGGCGUGACCAAGAGUCAAACUUAUGACGGCCUGAGCAGAGCAUGCUGGGAAGACGGCGGUAGAGGUGGCGGAGUCGUGACUUCGGCGGAGUUCGAAUUCCACAACCCAAACGGCUCGAGCGACCUGAACAAACCACAGGAAAGUUUUGCGAAGUCGCAGUCCCUCCCACGGCAGAAACGAGGCCUCAGAGGUCUUUUCAGCAGCAUCAGGAAGCAUCGCAAAAGCAAAAAUAACGCUGAAGUGGAGAAAAACGAGAUGCUUGAAAUGUCCUCAGGUGAAAUAGUGCCUGGAAGGUUGACAAACAUCAGUUUUCAAGGUGAUAACGAUGGCAUCAAGAGUCACAGGGAUUUGUUAGAGCUGGACCUGCCUGCAGAAUCCAACAGCAGCGAAUUAACAAAACUGCCUGCUCCUGAAGCGGACACCUGCACAACGGAGGAAACAUCAGUGCCUGAGAAAAUAAGGAGCAAGGAGAAGGCUGGGGAGAAAGAGGAAGGAGAACAAUGUGGUGAUGAAUGCCUAGACGAGGCAGACAAGGUGAAGGAACGUAAGAAAAAAGGUCUUCUAACAUAUCGGCAGCCUCUGUCUGCAGACUCUGAGAUGGCACGACUCGGCGAACUGCACACAGACUUAGCCGAGGGUGACCCUCCUACCAUGUCCACUGACAACUUGAUCUUUGGAGACGUGUCAUCUCUGAAGAGUUUCGAUUCGUUGACUGGUUGCGGUGACAUCAUUGCAGACCAGGAUGACGUCAGUGUUGCGGAGAGUUCUGUGUCGGGCGAAAGAGGGAGUCGUAAUGCUGGAAAACGUAGCUCUUGCCUUGUUACGUACCAGGGAGGCGGAGAGGAGAUGGCAACUCCGGACGAAGUGGACAACGAGUACCUGAACAGCCUAUGGGAGUCGGAGGGCAGCGAGGUGUGCUAUCUCCCCUCGGAGCAGACCAUCAGCCCGUCAUCCACCCCUGAUCAGCCAACCAGCUCCUUCCAUGUCACUACCAGUACCAGUGGCAACACCAGCACUAGUCCUCUGGGGAUCACAGAAACAGUACUUACACCUACCGAUCUUAUGACUCCUCAGAGUGAGCAUCAGGGCUCAGUCCCGAACAGCGAUGAGGGUUACUAUGAUUCCACAACGCCUGGAGCUGACGAGGAAAUCUGUGAACGUCCACAGCAGGAAAGACUUCCACGGGACAGCUACAGUGGCGAUGCCCUUUACGAACUCUUCGAGCCCGACGAUCGAUUGAUCAGUCCGCCUUUACCUUCUAAAGACAAUCAAGGGUUGCUGAGUGGAAACAAAAGUAAAGGAGAUCUUCUUUAUGACUUAACAUCUGCUGCCUUGGAAUCUGGUGCCAUGGAGACGGAAGAGGAACGUCUGAGUAAGAUCCAACAUGCCUUGCUUUGUUGCGAUUUGCAGAACCUGAGAACCCCAUCCAAAGAUCCGUAUUGUAGCGAGCACUUAUACAGUGAUGCAAUCCCUCUUGAAGGGAAGUACAAGAUCUCAGAAGAGGAGGCACACCAUCAGUCUGGAUCCAGACCACAGCAAGGAUCCCAAGCCUUAAAAGAAGUUUUGCCUCUUAGCGGAAGUCAGGUGCAGCACAGAACCUUGUAUGGACCUACUGCCGAUUCAAGAUUAAGCACACAAGUCUCAAAGGCAGCAAACCUCGUCAAAGAUGCAGUACUGUAUUCCAAGCAGGAAAUGUGCCACGCUACAGAGGACGGCUCUUUACCUCCAACCAUAGGGUGUGGCCAAUCACAGGAGGAGCUGAUGGUCUGCUUCUCACAAGCAUUGGUUGAUUUUACAAAAAACACCAGACUUUAUCGCAACUCCACAGAGAGUCUGGAUGGCUCGGAAUCUAGCUCACCGUUCGGACCAAGCCUAAGUGCUCUUCCUGCCAUCGUCACUUUCGACGUAGUUGAUAUGGAGAAUGAGGGUGAGAGCGAACAGCCUGAGCUUGUAGAGGAAGAGGAAGAGUUGGAAUCCCCGUUUGAGGCGUUCGAAGACGACGGCUGCUACUUGCAGCAGGACGCUUUUGCCGAGUGCGACCAGAGAAUCUUUGACGCCUACGAGCAAAAUCUGUUGCUUAGCAAUGCCUGGGGGAUCACAAGCCUUCCUCGUCACCUUAGCCUGGGCCGUCCGUGCCCUCCGGUUCCUGCCCCUCUCUCUCACAACCGACGUAGCCGCUCUCUGGAUACGGAUAGUCUUGAGCUCCAGACAGGCGAGCUCUACGCGUCCCUCGUUUCUCAUGGCAACAAGUUUUUCCACUGCAGGAAAAACAGCGCAGAUGCAGGAUACCAAUGCGACGUGAGUCAACAAGGAAGGAACUGGAGACAGGGGUUGCAUGGUUGUGACUCUUCCCAGAAGGACGCCUCUAUGUCUCAGGAGCAACAUAAAUCCUUGCGUGGAUCCCCUUGGAUGGAAACCCCGUCGAGUUCUAGCUGUCAGCCAGCAGUUAGACCGUCACAUCUCCCCCUACAGACGGCUUAUCCUAAUAGCAGCGCAGCGCGAAUCCUGAAAAUCAACGCAGACAGAGACGUUCUGGGCGGCGCUCAGAGUGAUCAGUACACUUCUAAUCAUUGUUUGGGAGGACCGUGGAAGAAUCGACCAGUCGGUAUCACCCAGGGUAUACCUCAUCAUCGAUCUGACCAAUCAGAGGCAGCGAGAGCGACCAAGAAUCUGCAGACCGAGGUGGAGAUGGGAUUCUCCAAACGCAACACAUAAACCCCUUCAACACGAAGACAAAGUAACAGGUCACACAGCUGGAGGCCUACUGACCAUCAUGAAAUGUAUUUUUCUCACACUGUUACUGUUAUCUUCUCACACAUAAGCUAUAAUACAGUAACACUCAUUUUCUUUUUUGUUGUUUUUUUAUCCGCCAUGUUGUUUGGCAUUUAUGUAGCAGGUGUCUAUGAUUUAUAUUUGUGCAGAACCUUCGUUUUUGUCGUUUGCGAGGUUAUUUUUGUUUUGCCAGACAGAAAUACGACAGAAGACGAGAUGAUUCGUAAAGAAAAAUGAUACUGUGCUAGCAUGUUCAAGUUUCUGCUGCUAUUACCACAUACCACCGAUCACAAGUGUGUUUUUAAAACAAACAAACAAACAAGUCAGCAAAUGUCGGUAAACCCGUUUCAGAUUCCAAACACCUUUCAGAAACGUUUUCUGGUUUCCGUGCUACACUUCUCUUUUAGCAUUUUUCACACUUGUCUGGAGUUUUUGGUGAAUAAUGGUGAUGUUUAUGAACAAAAAAAAAAUCCCUUUGAAGUUUUUAUACGUUGAAGUCGGUUUCUUUGUUGUACUCGGAUAACUAUUUUCUAAUUUGUUUCAUGACAUUCCGAGAAAAAAAACAAAAACACUGCAGCUCAUCGUCUCAUUAUUUCUCAAAAAAAACCCACAAAAAAAAAAAAAAAAAAAAAAGAAAUCCACUUUUUCAUUUUCAGUGUUGGGCAGCUUUACAUAAUGCUUUUCAAGUGUGAUAAGAUCAAAACCCAGACGUCUGGGAGAUAAAAAAAAUCACUGCUAGCGUUUGUCUGGUUAUUCCAUAAAACACUGUGGAGCGUAAAUAUCCACUUAUCUCCUCACUAUUCUUUGCAACAUGGUGGUUUAGUCCGUUAUCAGGUGAAAACUCGUUUCGUACGUGUGAUCAGUUACAUUUUGUAGAUGUCUGUUGAAGAUUUCACCAAAUCAACAUCAUGCACUUUUUCACACCAGCUUUUUUUCCUCCAAAAAAAGAAAACCGGAUGAAUUCAUUGGUGACGACGUUUGAGGGUCACUUUCACACGUUUCCCUUUUGUUUCACAUUUGGUACAGUCUUUUAUUGUGAUCUGUAAAUGAGACGCUCACGUGAUCGUUCCGUGUGUGUACAUGAGCUCGUCAUGAGCACAAACACACGUUUAUAUUCUUUUUCUUUUAUAUAUGGAUGUAAACUCGAUGACGGUGAAUGUUUAAACAUCAAGUGUUUGUGGGAUUUAAGUAGCUGCCAAUCACCACCUUUUACCCAUACUGCCUCUGAGUGCUCACACACACACACACACACACACACACACACACACACACUGUCAACUGGAAAUAAACUCCAUCUCAAGUGAA